AUGUGGAACAGGCUGGACUCGGAUCUACAGGAGGUGGAACAGGCUGGACUCGGGUCUACAGGAUGUGGUACAGGCUGGACUCGGGUCUACAGGAUGUGGUACAGGCUGGACUCGGGUCUACAGGAUGUGGUACAGGCUGGACUCGGGUCUACAGGAUGUGGUACAGGCUGGACUCUGGUCUACAGGAGGUGGAACAGGCUGGACUCGGGUCUACAGGAGGUGGAACAGGCUGGACUCUGGUCUACAGGAGGUGGAACAGGCUGGACUCGGGUCUACAGGAGGUGGAACAGGCUGGACUCUGGUCUACAGGAGGUGGAACAGGCUGGACUCGGGUCUACAGGAGGUGGAACAGGCUGGACUUGGGUCUACAGGAGGUGGAACAGGCUGGACUUGGGUCUACAGGAUGUGGAACAGGCUGGACUCGGGUCUACAGGAGGUGGAACAGGUUGGACUCGGGUCUACAGGAGGUGGAACAGGCUGGACUCGGGUCUACAGGACGUGGAACAGGCUAGACUCGGGUCUACAGGAGGUGGAACAGGAGGUGGAACAGGCUGGACUCUGGUCUACAGGAGGUGGAACAGGUUGGACUCUGGUCUACAGGAGGUGGAACAGGUUGGACUCGGGUCUACAGGAGGUGGAACAGGCUGGACUCGGGUCUACAGGACGUGGAACAGGCUAGACUCGGGUCUACAGGAGGUGGAACAGGUUGGACUCGGGUCUACAGGAGGUGGAACAGGCUGGACUCUGGUCUACAGGAGGUGGUACAGGCUGGACUCGGGUCUACAGGAGGUGGUACAGGCUGGACUCGGGUCUACAGGACGUGUAACAGGCUGGACUCGGGUCUACAGGACGUGGAACAGGCUGGACUCGGGUCUACAGGAGGUAGAACAGGCUGGACUCGGGUCUACAGGAGGUGGAACAGGCUGGACUCGGGUCUACAGGACGUGGAACAGGCUGGACUCGGGUCUACAGGAGGUAGAACAGUUUAGACUCGGGUCUACAGGAUGUGGAACAGGCUGGACUUGGGUCUACAGGAGGUAG
Messenger RNA from Knipowitschia caucasica, 1041 nucleotides. The record is from the annotation of a GenBank genome assembly. NCBI's taxonomy places the organism in Eukaryota, Metazoa, Chordata, Actinopteri, Gobiiformes, Gobiidae.